AUGUUUAGCUUUCCCUUUUUCGAUCCGUCGAGGCCACCUCCGGUCGCACCUCCUCCCAGCCAAUCUUCGCUGGACCAGAGCUUUGUUCAGCACUUUCUCAGCACAAGACCUGAACGGAGUCAUGCUUCUAAAACUGCACGCGCUUCUAUUAGCGAUCUGGGACAUAAAAUAACCGACCUCAUCGGCGAAAUCGAGCUUCUCAAGACAAAAAAGGCAACGCUCGAAAAGGAAAUGCAUUUGCAACCAGAUUCAAGCUGGCAAUCCAACAUUAAACAACUAGGCCAACUUCAACACAAUAUAAGCGAGACGCUAACCCAGCUGAGCGACCCCACAUUAAUCGAACAUUUGCAACGCAAGUUGCGUGCCCGACAAAAGAAGCGAUCCUGGCAAAAGCGACGCAACGCGCGACUCAAAGAUCUCAAAAACGCCCAACAAGCUAACCGCGACCAACUCCACGACCGCAUCGACCAGUGGCAACGCGAGCAACACAAGCUGCUCGAAGAGGAGCAACUUGUCCAACAACAGCUGGAACUCGCGAGUCACUUCCUCGCGGACGUUCACCGCCGAAAGUCAACCUGCAAGCGGUACCUGGCCAAGUUUGAAAAGGUUCGCGAAAGCCGCCGGCGACAUCACCAAGAAGAAGGCGACGACGAUGCAAACGCCGACCUGACGGAACUCACCAAAAAGUGGACCGCCAAACUGACGGAAUGCGUUCGCGAGGAGAGGAAGAUGAAAGACGUGCUGGCCAGAAGGUCGGCCGUCAACUACCAACGGCGUAUCCAAAACGAGUGGAACCGGGCGCUGUUUGGCGAUGUGGUUCCGAGGAAGGUAGAAGAUCGGGACGUGGUGGUGCGAAGGCGUUGGGAAUGGGACGCGUGCUUGGUUGGUGAAGGAGACGACGGUGAUGAUGCUUCGGCAGUUCCGCUGGGUUGGGUGCUGCCCCCGGAGGAUCCUGCGCCGGAAUGGGUUCAGUAUCAGAUGAAGGAAGUUGGUGGAGUUUGAUUGUUGCUUUGGGCUGAGUGCACACAGUUAAUUUUAGAUAAAUAAGAUUGAUUGAUAGAUUGAUAAGAAACUAAA
Messenger RNA from Culex pipiens pallens (northern house mosquito), 1077 nucleotides. RefSeq lists its product as uncharacterized. The record is from RefSeq and is a predicted model, not a curated record. Bases 1 to 1002 code for a protein of 333 amino acids. Lineage: Eukaryota; Metazoa; Arthropoda; Insecta; Diptera; Culicidae. The transcript has a single exon.